GUCCCACCCCGACACCUUCCGCCAGGCAUGAACCCAUUGCACAAGCGCAGGUCCUGUGGUCCAACCCCAUCAGCACAACAGCAGCCAUCUCCUGCCCGCAGCCCCAGGGGAGGCCAUCUUGCAAAUUCCUGCACGCUGGGGAAAUCACCUCCACGCUCCUGGAAAAGAAAAGCGCAGCCAUGCGUGCCUGGCAGCUCUGAGCACAGCAAGUUGCAGAAGUGGGUGCAGGAGAUGACUUCUGGUGAACUUCUCGGCACAGAUGGCUCAUCCCAUGCCAGGGCUGGGGGCACGUGCCGCUUCAAAUACAAAAUCCAAGUCCUCCUUCCUGCUUUCUCCUUUUUGAGGAAAGCUUUUGCGAACCAGAAGCCAAGAGACAGGUUUGUUUUUGCUCGCGUUCUGUCACUUUGAUGGUUGAGACAGUCACAUCGAAAUGCAAGAAAAAAAAAUGCAAAAGCUAAAAGCAGAUUAUGCUUCUGGCAUUUCGCUUCCUAUUCAUCAACAACUAACCAGAAGCUGUUGUAAUUUCUGUUGCUUCGCACAUGCUCCGGUCCCCAAAUUUUGGCAGCACCUAGGAAAGACUUCUAGGAAAGCAGCUUUACCAUCAGAAAUGCCUUUUGCGAGAAAGAAGUCGUUAAUGCAGACAGGAUCAGGGCCGGCCCUCUGAGAGCAGGAGGUUCCCCAAUCCUCCCUGCAUCCUGCAGAGCAGACAGCGCCGGGCUGUGCACAGCAGAUACCUUACAGCUAGACACUUGCCUCCUGGAUCCUUGGCUUGGUGCGGAAGAGGAGCCUCAACAUCUCCAGUGCUUUAGGCUGCUAUUCUCCCAUAGUUUGCAAGCUGGCUUCUGAACCCAGAGCUCUCUGCAGCGCCCAGACUGCCACAAGAACCCCAAGUAGUAGUUACGUCACUGGGAUGUAUUUUGGGAGUUUUGCUGAAAGGAAACUGCGGUUUCAUGUGGGGAAAUUGCACUGUGUGGUGAUGGCUGCACAGCACCAUCAACUCAACACGAACACCAGAUGACUUCUGGGUGCUCUGUCAUGGCUCUUUCCACCAGCAAAUCUCAGCAGGCUUUCCAAGAGGACACGUACUGUGGUCCCACGUCACAGACAGAGCAACGUGAGGCAGCAUAUAGCAGCUGAGCCCCUUCAGCCCUAAAGUUACACUGCUCUUCUUCUGAGCGCCACAAACGCUGUUUCCAGCAUCAGUCCCCCAGUGCUGGAUUGCAGCUCUCCAGGAAACGGGUCAGAAGGAGCUGUUUUCUGCCUCUGCCCCACGCUGGAGUCUCAGCUCGGCCACCUGCAUCCUGCUGCAUCAGGGCUUUUAGAAAGUGCUGUGAGGCCCCAUGUGAGCCCAGCACACUGACAUCUGGAGCAUGCAGUACAGCACAAGAACACGCGACGGGCAGGAGAAAGCCAGGCUGAACCAGCCUUCCCAUAUCACACUUCCAGAAGAUCUGAGUUUGACCUCUGGGGAGAUCUCAGCUGCUUGUAAACCUUAUUCCAUAUCAGGUACGUGGUGCUCCCACUGCAGAGCUUGGGGCAAACGGGAAGUAGGAGGUGCACAGGAAAGAAAUGCACUUUUUGCUGCUGUGAAGACUAAAGAAGCAGUGGGACCUCUGUCUGGAACUGUUUUUUUGUUGUUUUUCUUUUAAAGUGGUAGUUCUCAAAAAGGGGAACUUACAAAGCGAAGAAACCUCACCAGCCACUGCCUUCCCUCAUGCACAAACUUUAUUUGGACAAGGCUGAUGGCUGCUGUUGUGCGCAACCAAAGAACUGAGCAGAACCACGUCCGUUUGCCUCUGCUUCUCUGGUGGGUGCCCCCAGGAGCUCUCUGGGAGCAGUCAGGUACAUUCCCUGCCCUAGGAACCCACCAGGCAACCAUCCCUGCUGCAAGCCAAGGGCUGUCCCUGCCCACAGUCAGCACUGGGCACAGGCUGCCAGGGCUGCCAGGGGCUGAGGAGGCACCAACAGAAGGAAUGUGGCCACAAACACACUCAGCCCUCGAGGCAGAAGCCAUUUUGAUGCAAAAGGAAGCAACAAGUUGUUCACAAGCAGCUCACUGUCUUACUAUCUAUCAGCUCUUCAGGGGGGUGAUGCUGGUUUCCUGCACAGGAUGCUGCACCCCAACACUUCCCAGCAUUCCUGCAGCUGCUCCAAGCCCUGCUGGGAGCAGUGGAAUGUCACCACAUGCCCACACCGUGCCCUGUGCAGCACAGCCAUCAUAUCAACCCUGCACCUCCUAUUGCUCUAAGCAGCAACAACAAUUUGAAACCACAAGCAGGUCUAAAACCCUUCUGCCUAAGACCUCUUCUCUUAGAAUCACAGAAUCACUGAGGUUGGAAAAGACCCCUAGUAUCCAUCAAGCCAUCACCGCCAUGCCCACUGACCACGUCCCCCAGUGUCACAUCAGGAGCCCUGGUGUUUGGGAUUGUAUUUGUCACCUUAACACAUUAGCUAAACAGUCCACUUUUACCCUGUUUGGUGUUCAGAAGGAGCAGUUCCACCCGUGUUUUUGUUGUUGUUGUUGUUGUUGUGUUUUUUUUUUUUUUUUUAGUGGGUGCUUUCUUUUAGCACAGCAAAAGUUCACUUCUUUUGUAUGCCAGAAAAUGAUCCACACCUCCUUCUGUGGAGGUGGAGGGAGAAGUAACAGGAAGGAAAUGCUGCAGAAUCCUGGAGGACACAAAUAGAUGUUGGUGCUCCUGGGCAACGAGAGGAGCAGCAGGAACAGUGUGGGACCUCUGGCAGGGCAGUGGGCAGCAGGUACCAGGGGUACAGCACAGGCUGUCCUGUGCCAUUGUGCUGUGCCACUGUCCUCUCCCAUUGCCACGUCCCACUGCGGGAUGCAGAGGGAGGAAGGCAGCGGGCUCCCCGGGGCCAGCUGGGCACAUUCCAGCAGGUGGCACUCGGAGCUUCUGCAAAGUCCUGAACAAGCAGGAAGGGCUCAUUUUGUAACCAUCUGUGGAACAGACGGCGCCCCGAAAUGGGGGGUUAGGAACUGAUAGAGGGAUAAAGCCUGAGGUGGAAGAAAGGAAGAGGUAGAAAUUGGCCAUGGCAAGGCAAGCCAUGCUCUAUAACGUCCCCAUGCAUCCGCUCAGCUGGUUCUUGACUCGUUGGAGCAGGAGCACCAAAACAUUGGCCUGUUGCCACAUUUUUCUAAAUGCAGAACGUUACCCUUAGGAACCAGCACUGAGGCACGACCUGAGCGCGCUGCGCAGCCACGCUGCCCUCACACAAAACACGCAGGCUCUUUCUGGCUGAAUCUGAGAACACAGCACUGCUUUCACCACGAGCUGUUUGCUGCCCCUGGAGCUGUCAUGGGAUGUGGAAACUAUUCUAUCACAUUGAUGCAGGAAUUCCACACUCCUCCCACCACGCAGGCUGUGAGGAGCUUUCUACUUGCAAGAUGUGCAAGAAGACAGCACAUUUUCAGACUGUCUCUUAGGCAGCUUCUUUUCCCCCCUGUGCUUGCAGAGCACCAAGCAUCGCUCUGCUCGCACGCAGCAGCAGCAGCCCCACACACCCAGCACAGAGCCAACCUGGCUCAGCGCACCUCCCUGUGUGCACACACCCAGCACACUGCAACCAGCCCAGCCAGAGCAGUGCAGCAAGGAAAUCGAUAGCACCCCAUCUCAGAGCGCUUAUGGAGCACAAAAAAAUUCCGUUCAGCCAGUUCAGUGUUCCCAGACCUGUGUUAGAAGCUGUGCUGCUUUCAAGUACAAACAAGGGACAAGCGCUCUCAUUUUUGGUACCUGAAGGUGAGGACUUUUCCCACACGGCACAAAGCUCAUUCCUUUGAACUUUGGUGGGCAGAUGGAUGACACAGGUUUCCUCCAUAUGGCAAAAGAGGUUUUGUGUAGUUGGUUUUUUUUGCCAGUGAAAGAGGCUUCUGGGAGAUGGACCUUGCGGCAAUUUCUAUUAAUCAAUGAGGUGGAUUGGAAAUGGAAGAGGAGAAAGCAGAGCAGAGUUCUGAUCGGUCAGAUAUCAAUGUGCGGGAGGGCCAUUCCCAGACCUGCCUUCCUCACAUGCACUCCUGCAAAAUGACCCCUCUUCAAUUAUUCAUUAGAGCCUGCAACUUAUCAGAGAGGCUCUGCUUCUCAAGCAGGCAUUUCGUUGCUGUGUUUUUAAGGAGCUCAGACACUUGCUGUUAACCAUCGCCUGCCCCGCUGAGCACAAAGAGCUGUUGGGCACUGCACUGAAAACAAAACCACGCGAUGACUUCAGCUGGCAUCACAGAGCAGCCAGCUCGGCCCAGAGCUCCGCCACUGCCAGGCUGAAAGACUACACAUGGAAAGAUGCAAUCCCUGCAGCCGGGCCAGGAGGGUUUGCAGGCAGGCUGUGCUGUUCUGCACCCAGGGCUCAGGGACGCAACCAGCAAGAGCACACUUUGCUACGCAGCUGGAAGGAACAAGGAGGGGCACUGGGCAGAGGAUGCCUUUGCUGAGAUACCUGUCUCUUCCCACACUCAGCAGCUUUCUGACUCUUGCAGAAAACUGCAGCAGCUGUGCAAACACAGCAGGUCGCUGCUUCAAAGAAGAGUGCUCCGUUUGUUUGUUUUAAAAGCUUCUCGUGAAGAGGCUGCGAUCGGAGCCGCAUUCUGUGUGAGGAUCCCUCCGCCGCCCUCCUGUUGGUGCUCAGCCUCCAGCUGGAGGUCCCUGCGGUGCUGAGCGCACAGCUGGGCAGAGCGGGCUGCUGGAGAGCACAGCUGUGACCAAGCACCAAUGCACUGCGCUGCGAUGGAGCGCCUCAUGCUUGGCAUGACAGCAGCUCCCUGCUCCUGUCUCAAAGGUCUCUUUUAUGGCAUAAAGCAGAGCUGGAAGAGGUUACUCAUUCACCUCCCCAGGUUUCACUGCGCGCUGUGAUUAUCACCCAAGAACAAACUGCUCAGUGCUCCCAGCGUUACCUCCAGAGAGUGGGCACACUCAGUGCUGUAAAUCCACUCCUCUGCUCUUCAUUAUGAAGUGAUUUCACUAAUUGGGUGCUGUACUUUCAUGUACAAUUCCUCACACUCAGCACCUUCGGGGAGAACGUGCUCACCCCUCAGCAAAGCUGGCUGUAAAACCCCAAUGACGACAGGUUCUGUUUUUCCACUCAAUUUGAGUCCUCUGUUGCCAUUCGCAGCUGAACAAGGACCGAUCUUCAGCCUACCUGACAAUUAAAUCUAGAGAACAUAAGAGAGAAUGAGGUUUGGUCCCUGGAGAGCAGCGCACGGCGCUGGCAAUUAGUCCCUGGCACAGAGCAGCUGUGGGAGCAAAGCAAGAGACCUUCUGCUGCGCUGGGGAAGUUGCACUGAAAGUGUAUCAAGGGCACUGCUGAUGGCUGAAAGCCAGUGCCAAAUUGUUUGAACACCACCAUCAACAGGGAGAAAAGCAAAAGCAGACACACUUGCACCCAUCUUGUCCAAAGUUCUCCUGCUCAAUGCGGUUGGAUCAGCAAUCCAACAACUUUGCUGAUGAUACGAAGUUGGGAGGAUUGGCUGACACGCCU
Molecule: messenger RNA, 5481 nt
Organism: Centrocercus urophasianus (Greater sage-grouse)
Lineage: Eukaryota; Metazoa; Chordata; Aves; Galliformes; Phasianidae
Exons: 2
Coding region: 1743-2684 (313 amino acids)
Source: RefSeq, a predicted model, not a curated record